Molecule: messenger RNA, 996 nt
Organism: Annulohypoxylon maeteangense
Lineage: Eukaryota; Fungi; Ascomycota; Sordariomycetes; Xylariales; Hypoxylaceae
Exons: 3
Coding region: 1-945 (314 amino acids)
Biological process (GO): mycotoxin biosynthetic process
Source: RefSeq, a predicted model, not a curated record
AUGCCAACUACCAUGCGGGGAUUUUCUCUGUUCUGGGAUCAGCAAGCAACUCCAUGGCGAUGCGAAGACGAAGUUGAGUCUUCAGAAGCAUUGCUUGAAGAGGAUGUCGAGCGUUAUAUGCCCGCAUCAAGGGGACGCGGAGGGAAUAGAAUAUGGUGGGUUUUAUCCCUUAUUAACGCCAUAUUCUUUGGAGGGGCCGUAUUCCUGUAUUCUGCUGCUUGGGUGAAGCAUACGGGGCGUAAUGCGUGCCUUAAAGCCACCUCCAUUUACUCGCCUGUACUUGAAGAAGUCAACAUGCCGUUGACCAACACAUUACUGAAUGGAAGUCUCUGGCUAGGAGAGAAUCCGCCGAUCUGGCGGGCCGUACCAGAUUCCAACAAAGUCGAGGAGAUCUGGGAAGAUUUUGAGCACGUGAAACCAAUUGCUUUAACGAGAAACCAGAUAUUGGCCAUGGGGAAAGACCCGGCCACGGUAGUGAAGUUUGACGACGAAUAUUGGGGACUUGGCGACGACGCAUAUGUCGGGGGACUUGACUUUUUCCAUCAAGUUCACUGUCUCAAUACGCUACGGCAUGAAGCUUUUAGGUAUUGGAAUCGAGAAGGCGAGACAGUCCCGAAGUGGAACGAUAUCCAUUGGGUUCAUAUACAACAUUGUGUUGGUAUGAUGAUGGAGCAUACGCUCUGUAAUGCUGAUGCUGGAUUUAUGACGUACAACUGGAUGGAGCACGAAAAGUACCCCUUCCCCGAUAUGAGUGUACGGAAGCAAUGCAGAGAUUGGCGCCAACUGAUAGAAUAUCGCGAUACGCACAGCGUGAACAAGACUCUAUACUCGAACUGGAAGAAGCCUGAGGGGGUUACCCAACUCAAACAGCCCCAGGACUGGUGGGAACAUCGUGGUGAAUACGAUAGGGCGCACUACGCCAACGGGACAGUAAUUACGGGUUGAUCGGUCAUAUUCGAAGUCCAAAUGAGGUUCUCGGAUUAGUAUUAGUAUAAG